GGGUUGGGUUGGGUUGGUUGGUGUCUCCGGCCAUCCCGUCCGGCCUGGGCCUUCCUCCCUGGGCUCUUGGGUUCCGGCCUCGCAUGUAUGCAUGUGUGUCUGUAAUGUAUGUGUGUGCGUGGAUGUGCGGGCACUGAAUGGGGAGCUCCGCGCUGGCUGCCGCCGCCGCCGCCGCCGUUGCUGCAGCCAUGGAGAAAGGAGGCGGUGGUUGCGGGAGGGGGUGAUUCAGCGCCCCUUUCUUCCCUCUCCCACCCACCCCCACAACCCCACCCCACCCUCAUGAGACUCUGCCUGGUCUGGCUGGGCUGCUACACCUUGUCUCUGUGGGUGCUGAGGAAGAGGAUGUGGUCUGGGCCUGCCAGGUACCUGAGGAGCCCUUUAUCCAGGUCUCUCUACAUGAAUAUGAUGGGCAGCCACAGCCAGCCAGCCCCGGGCAUCAAGGAAAACCACCAGUGGUACGUGUGCAAUACAGAGCAGCUGUGUGAAUCUCUUCAGCCUAUCUUUGUCCAGAGUUACCUUGACCAAGGAACACAGAUCUUCUUGAAUAACAGUAUUGAGAAAUCGGGCUGGCUGUUCAUUCAACUCUAUCACUCCUUCGUGUCCUCUGUUUUUAGCCUGUUUAUGUCCAGGACGUCUAUCAAUGGGUUACUGGGAAGAGGUUCCAUGUUUGUGUUUUCACCCGAACAAUUUCAGAGACUGCUUAAAAUAAAUCCAGACUGGAAAUCCCGUCGGCUUCUCGAUUUAGGAGCAGGAGAUGGAGAAGUCACAAAAGUCAUGAGUCCUCACUUUGAAGAAACCUAUGCUACCGAGUUGUCUGAAACUAUGAUUUGGCAACUUCAGAAGAAGAAAUACAGAGUGCUCGGCAUCAACGAAUGGCAGAGCACAGGGUUCCAGUACGAUGUCAUCAGCUGCUUAAAUCUUCUCGAUCGCUGUGAUCAGCCAUUGACUGUAUUAAAAGAUAUUAGAAGUGUACUGGAGCCUACGAGAGGCAGAGUCAUCCUGGCAUUGGUUCUGCCCUUUCAUCCAUAUGUGGAGAAUGUAGGUGGCAAGUGGGAUAAACCUUCCGAAGUUUUGGAAAUCAAAGGACAGACGUGGGAGGAACAGGUGAACAGCCUGCCAGAGGUUUUCAGGAAAGCUGGCUUUGCCAUAGAGGCGUUCACUAGACUGCCGUACUUAUGUGAAGGUGACAUGUAUAAUGACUACUAUGUCUUAGAUGAUGCUGUCUUCGUCCUCAAACCAGUGUAAAUGUGUCUUCUGAGUCAAACCCAAGAAGCAGUCUGUGAAUGAAGCAUUUUGAUUUCGGGGUUUUUUCUCGGUUUUUAUUAAUUACAGGAUGGGAGGAAAUAAAAUUGUGGUUAUCCAUUCUAAAUCGACAUCAUGUAUGAAGUCUAAAGGUCAAAAUACUAAUUUCUUUGUAGUAUGUUUUGGAAGGGGGGGGGGAAAGAACUCUUUCUUUUUUUAAAAAAAGACAGAACUCUUCUGUUGAUGAUUUCUUAAACCCCCCACGAUGCACCUGCAAUCCAACAAUAAAUCGAAGAUAUUUUUAUACCUAACUAUGGAUAAGGAUCAUGAUCCAGCCAUAGCCAGGAAGCUACAUAAACUGACCCAGUGCAGCUGGUUUUUCAAGGACAUGCGAGAAUACUGGCAAUAAAGCUGUCCAUCCAGUAUAAAAAAACUGGAUUUUAUCAAGUGUUGGGAUGGAUUUUCUUCCAUGUUGAUGAAGUUAUUUUAUCUGUUGGUCUUCAGCACAUGUUUUUAAUCAUGCUAAUAAAACUUUUUUUGAGAUGA
This is a messenger RNA of Zootoca vivipara (common lizard), 1788 nucleotides long. RefSeq names its product methyltransferase 9, His-X-His N1(pi)-histidine (gene METTL9). Lineage: Eukaryota; Metazoa; Chordata; Lepidosauria; Squamata; Lacertidae. Gene Ontology annotation, molecular function: protein-L-histidine N-pros-methyltransferase activity. The record is from RefSeq and is a predicted model, not a curated record.